Messenger RNA from Cimex lectularius (bed bug), 2287 nucleotides. RefSeq lists its product as uncharacterized. The record is from RefSeq and is a predicted model, not a curated record. The transcript has 10 exons. NCBI's taxonomy places the organism in Eukaryota, Metazoa, Arthropoda, Insecta, Hemiptera, Cimicidae. Bases 224 to 2140 code for a protein of 638 amino acids.
AACGGAAUCAGUGGCAGUGGCACUGUGGCACUUGGCAGCCAUUCUCGAUAAUGUAACACACAAAGGUACCAGUACUCAGCAGUCAGUACAAGGUGGUCGAGCCGAGUCCAAACGACGACACCGGUCCGCAACUCGUACCUCCAGCUGCUAUGGACAGAUCGUCGUCCGAAACUAACAACGGGAACCGACAGACCUGACGAUUUCGGUCCAUUAUGUUUUCACCAUGUUUCUCAUUCGAACUCUAAACAUCUCCUGUCACUGGCUGUCGUUCAUUUUUCGAUUCUUUGCCCUCCAGUCACUCCUCCUUCUCACCUACCAAGGAGGAGUCGUCCUAGUCAGUUCCGGCCUCAACGAUAUUUCUGACGACUACUAUAAAAACUCACCCGCCAGCGGACUCUGUUCAAACAAUUCUCUUUCAUGUUCGCACCAGAUUGGCCAAAAUUUAAGUGACGAUGCCUGCCAAAUGAUCUUCCGUCACAAAAACUCCACAGUUUGUGAAAGCUCAAGCAUUCUGAAAGGAAGCUUGGACUUAACUGAGGAAUUUGGAAAAAUGAGCCUUACUACUUAUCGUUACCACGACAGAGCCUCUUUUCCAUGUACAGCCCUCAAUGUAUCAUUUUCAGAUGUUAAAUGGACCAAGAUAUAUAUGCGGUUUAUUCAGAACCAAUUCAAAGUCCCUGCUCUUUGUCGAGAAUUUCGUAUACAGCCUGAGCUGGCAGCGUUUCCAGUAUUUUUCGAUUGCCGUUGGGCAAGGUAUUACAACCACUCGGCCAUCUACCACUUCGACUAUCAAGCUUACCUUCCGUCUGGAGAUGUCUAUGUCUAUAAAUAUAUAUUCUUUGUUCCAAAUAACCACAACAUUGCUCCUGAAAAAGCAAAUGUAAAGGAAUGGGACAUUUUCAUGGUUGUUGACAUGUCUGGUACCCCCAACCGACUUGUCCUGCGGAUCCAGGUGCCUCCCAAGUCUCUUGGCAUUACAGGCUUCAAAGUGGAGGUGAUGAGGACGCUCGAGCAGAACACGUGGGUCGUCCAGAACGGCUCGCUCAUGCCCAAGGGGAACGAGACCGAGAUUAGAUAUGUCUUCGACACGAAACUCAAAUUUGGAAAAUACAAGUUCCACGUGACUCCGAUUCAUGCCAACUGCACUUCGAAGAGCAGAUGCAAGGUGUCGAGCACUCCUGAAAUUCUCAUAGUAGAAAUGACAGAGCCUAAACUUCUGACUGGCAUCGUUGUUACAGUAAUCCUCAUCCCAAUCUUCCUCAUGGCGUAUUUCAUUUGGAAGAGACAGUGCGAUGUUAAAGAGCCACCGAGUGAACCCCAUCCGCCUAAGUUUCUUAUGUUGUACAAGCCUGUGUCUGUUGAGCACAUUAAGAUAAUGAUGGAGCUAUAUAAAUACUUCACAAAAGUCUGUCAUGUCGAUGCGAUGCUAGACCAAUUUGGUAUACCAGAAUCUGAAUCAAAGGAUCCGACUCAAUGGUAUUCAGAAGCAUUCAACGCAGCAGAUUUUGUCGGGAUAUUCGCUUCUCCUGAAACGACACCCGACAAAAAGGAGGAAGUCUACCGGUUCAACCGGUACCUCAACACGGAGUAUAUCGCUCAAAACCAGUUGAGCAAAGUUUUGUGUCAGCCUGGAGCAAGGUGCAAGUUUUUUGCCAUUCUUCUGCCCAAUAGCAAGUGGGAAACAUUGCCACCCCAGGCCCAAGCGCUAAAACGAAAUAUGCACAAAUCAUGGAUGAAUUUCCGUACGGCUUUGUGCUCAAACUUGUCAUGUAGAGAUUUUUUCAAGAGGUGGAUAAAUGUGCCAGAGGAGUACGACUGGUACACGUUGCCAAGGGACCUCGACCCUCUCUUAGUGUUGAUAGGGGUGACUCCGCAAUGCGAUAGCGGCGAUGGCUUCUUGUCCGCCAUAGCCAAAGCGACAGCACCGCCGUCUCCUAACUCCUGCCUGAAUCACCCGCCCCCGCCUCCACAGCCUCCUCCCACGACGAGUGAAGAAAUCGUUCCUGAAGAGGAGCAUUCACUCUGCUGUAAUACACAGUCCUGUUCGGACCUGGACCUCGUCUCAUCACGGCAGUACCUGUCCGACAUGAGCACCGCGUCAAGUAUCGAUCACCUGAGCCUGUUAGGUGAGUCCAACUAGCAUAUACUGAAUACCAGGAAUUUACUUUUAUAUGAUUACCACUGUAAAAAUAGCGUCAGGAGAAAAAAACGGGUUUCGUUUGAUUUGGAUACUUAAUGUAUUUCUUUGUUUCAUUAAACAAGUUUCUUGUAAACUAUUUAAAUUUUU